GGCACAGGUUGGUUCCUCCAAAUCUUAACAACUGUUAACAUCUUGUAAACGAAGUGCAGUUUAUCCAGAGUUCUUAGUUUGUCAAGUUUAUUUUUUUCGCGAACAUAAUAAAGUUGCCAAGUGGAUUUUUUCAAGAACAUAAUAAAUUAAGGAAAAAAGGGACGGUAUGGUAUGAAUGGAAAGGAAAAUGAAUUUGGGAAAACUUGAUUUUGAUAUAGACGAAGAGGAGAGAAGGCAGAAGGAGCAGAAACACUAUACCUGGGUAGAAAAUUGUAAAUAUUAUAUUUUGGAAUACUGUCGUGAAGGAUCACUUCAUGGACUGAAAUAUCUCGGACAAAAGAGAACAUUUGCAGAAAAAAUAUGGUGGGCUAUCAGUAUGAUAAUUUCGCUUUAUAUAUGUACCAAAUUAGUACUGAACGCUUACCAAAAAUGGCAGAACACUCCGGUGAUCGUCAGUUUUGCUACAAAAGACACACCCAAUUGGAUGAUACCUUUCCCAGCGGUGACUAUUUGCCCAGAAAUCAAGGCAGUCCCAAGUAAAUAUAAUUAUACACACUUUCUGGGUUUAAAGAUGAAAGGAGAAACAUUAAGUCCGAUAGAUGAAGAGAGGUUUGGUUAUCUUUCCUUAGCCUGCAGAAGAAAUACUAAACAUAUAGACUUUGCUCAGGUUAGAUUGAAUUCUGGCCAAAAAGAAGACAUUUAUUCAUUUCUAGAUUGGGUUCAACCAGAUUUUUUCUCAACAAUCUCGCACUGCCAAUACAUGGGAUACGAAGAAAAUUGUACUGAUUUGUUUACUCCAAUUAUUACAGACGAAGGGAUCUGUUAUUCCUUCAAUAUAUUAGAUCGAAGUCAAAUAUUUAAACCAACUGUUGAACACUACAAAGAUUUCCAUAGAGCAAAACCAUCAAAUUGGUCAAUUGAAAAUGGAUACUCCCUUGACGAUACUGCUAUAACUUAUCCCAGACGAGCCUUGUAUGCCGGUGCCAUAUUCUCGUUGGAAGGUGUCCUCACUGUAAAAGACGAGGACUUGGACUAUUCGUGCGGGUCGUCUAUACAAGGAUUUAAGGUUGAAAUAAGUCAUCCCGGAAGGCUUCCUCGUGUGCGACAGCAACAUUUUAGAAUACCGUUGGAUCAAGUAGUGGUAGCAGCGAUUAACCCAUCAAUAACUACAACAGCAAAUGCAAUAAAAAGAUAUCCUCCGAAGAAAAGGAAUUGCUACUUUCCUAAUGAAAAACAACUGCGGUAUUUUGUAAAUUAUACCCAAAUGGAUUGCCAAAUAGAAUGUAAAACAAACCACACUCUGAAGAGAUGUGGAUGUGUCGAUUUUUACAUGCCAAGAGAACACGAUGUUCAGGUUUGUGCUGAGGAACGGAUCAACUGUAUAUUUGAAAGUGAACGCGAACUUCUACUUUCGAAUAUAGAGAAAAAGUUACACUCAUUGAAACAAGGAAAAAUUGCAAAAGAUAAGUGCGACUGUAUGCCCAUCUGUACAUCGAUGUAUUAUAACCUAGAAACGUCUCAAGCUACGUGGGAUUGGCAAGAUCAAUUUGACACAAACGAUGAACAGAAACACAUGUCUUCCUUUCAAAUUUACUUCAAAAGCAACCAGUUUGUGACCAUGGAAAGAAACGAGCUGUUUGGAAUCACCGACUUUUUGGCCAACUUCGGUGGUUUACUGGGUUUAUUCGUAGGAUUCUCGCUGCUAUCUCUGAUAGAAAUUGUUUAUUUUCUAACGUUGCGAAUAAUCUGUAACGUGGCUUUAUUUGGAAGAUACAACUGGGCUGGAAUAAAGGAAUAAAAAUUGCUAGCUUUAAAUAAAAUUGCUUUAUGUUUAAACUAAUUAUUUUUGUAAUAAAAUUAUACAAAUUA
Messenger RNA from Diabrotica virgifera virgifera (western corn rootworm), 1869 nucleotides. Its product is annotated as pickpocket protein 28-like. Gene Ontology annotation, molecular function: ligand-gated sodium channel activity. The transcript has 11 exons. The record is from RefSeq and is a predicted model, not a curated record. Gene Ontology annotation, biological process: sodium ion transmembrane transport. Bases 176 to 1798 code for a protein of 540 amino acids. Lineage: Eukaryota; Metazoa; Arthropoda; Insecta; Coleoptera; Chrysomelidae. Gene Ontology annotation, cellular component: membrane.